UGUGUCUAGUUUCACGCACUGUGUACAACAAUGUAUUUACAGCGUCACUCGGUAGUAUUCAUAGCACUCGCGCCACUCAUGCGUUCCUGCAGCAGUGAGAUCCAUCCCAGCGGAGAAAACCACUCACCGGACAUCAACAUCACCCUACCAUACUUCGAGUGGGCUACCAUUUUCCCCUAACUUGGCAUUUAUUUUCCUUUGUUUCCUUGCCAACAGUCCCGAGCAGCUGUGUUCUACUGCUCGCAUACACUCUUGCACAAAAACAAACCCACCAACCAAUAAAAAAAUACCUCAAAUGCUCUAACACUCUCGCUCUACUUUGCUCUCCAUUUUGCCCUCGCACUUGGAAGGGAAAAGCGGGAAAAGCCAGCCCUUUAGAGAGCGAACGGCGCCAACCCACACGCGAAAAUCUCACCACGUUGCUCACCAAGUGCGCACACAGGCUGGAUCCACACACUAGCAUGGAGCUUACGGCUCGGGCCAGGUUAGACUCGUGACAGCUUCCGACCGAAACGGUGGUGGUUUGCACUGCUCGCCAUCGCUGUUAGGUUUUUCCGGUGUACUUGUGUAGUGGUGGGCAGAAUUAUACAGUGCACAAUCGUUCUGCCAUCCUUACCUAGUGGCGUCGUGGCCGUGUGUGUAGUUGUGAGUGUGUGUGUGUUUAAUGUGAGCAUUUAGCCCGUGGCAGACGCUUGCUGAACGACGGCCCUUUGCUCGGAUGAACGAGGUAAUACCGCGGCGGUUUUGGGCUGGUAAGCCACUGGCAAGCCAGCUGGCGUGUGCGAGGGGGGGUGCGUGUCUAGGCGCCGAUCCGAGGACGAGGUCAACCGUGCCGAAAUCCAUUGAUCCCCGGGCAAAGCCGUGUCGCGCAUAGUGUGCAAACCGAUCGCCCGUCGGGGCACGUGUGCUUAGGUUGUGUGUGGCUUUAGGUGUUUGUCUGUAGCAAAAAGGAGCCAACCUACGGUGGAAAAGUGAUAGUGUACACUUGUAACUUGGUGUGUUUGUGAUACAGUUCCCGGUCGGUUAAGCGUUUGCAAAUUGGAUGUGGCUGAAAAUUAAAGUGAUGGUUUAGCUUGCGGCGUGUGGUGUCGUUGUCGCCGUCAUUGUAGUGGCUGCAUGAUGAAACCGAAAGGCGAACCGAAGCUAACCGGGCUGAAAGGAAAGUGAUUUUCUGUGUACUUGAAAGCACCAAGCGGAAGCACAUCCUGUGUGCGUUCGAAGAACAAGAAGAAGCACCCAAAAUCGGAUCAACAUUAGGCGCCAUAAUCAUCACCGCUUCGCUAGCGGGGAUUUUCCUCGACAUCUUAAUUGGCGCUAAAAUACUAUUUGAUUGCGCCCAUCGUUCGACGUCCUCGUCGUGUGUCCGUGUUCGCUCUCAGUGUGAAAACGGAGCCGUAGAUGGUUAACAUUUUUGUCGAUGCUCAAGUUAACGGUGUGCGUUUUUGUGCGUGGUGUAAUAGUAGCUUAAGGUGAAAGUGUCACACGUGUAAUGUGAACAAUUAAACGACGAUUUAGAGUGUGUGCGUGCGAUAUGGUACAUGGAGAGGUUCUGGCAUCCGCACUGGCGGAUGUAAUAGUAACCGUCCGGCCUGGUAUUUAGGCAAGCAGUAAAGCAGCACAUUUCACUCCCGUACCGCUCCAGCGGUAACCUCAGGAAGACAACGCCGAGUACGCUUGCUAUAGAGCCAUGGAAUCGACAGAGACACGCGAUUGGCCGCAGAAGAACGGCAACAACAAUAUUGAUGGUCAUGGUGUUCAAUCGACGUCCGUCCCGUCCUCCGCGGUAGAUUCGUCCGACCCAGCUGAACAGCCGCUCAACAAUAAUGGCGACCGCAACGACAAUGGCACUGGUUGCUGUACCGUUCCGAAGCUGGGCUCGCCGUGUCCAUCGAGUCCGGCCGAAAAUGGCGAGAGUGCUAAUUGCACCCUAAUGCGCAGCAAUUCCCGUCCCUCGACGGACGAUGGCAAUCUGCUGUCGCCAAAUACGUCCCGGUCCAGCAUGUCCCAGUCCCAAUCGCCCACCCACCAUCAUCUGUCGCCGUCCCACCGGUCAGCGCCGGCCGACUCGCUCUGCUCGCUCGAGGAACUGGACGAGGUCGGUGCGUUUUUUGAGGAGCAUUCGGCCGCCAUUGAACGUUGGUUCCGUGAGCGGGCACCGAACGACGUCGUUGCCAAGCUGCAGUCAAUUACCGCCGGAGACACGUCCAAGUCACCAAAAUCGCCGCACCGCGCGUCGGUUACCUCGGACCUGUUCCAGCAAUGGCUAGCAUCGUCGCCGGUAAAGAAAUGCCGUUCGCCGACCUCCCGGAGCUCCAUCUCCAACCGCAGCCAUCUGGCCGACCUGGACGAGGGCGAACUGUUCAUGGAGCUGAUACGGGACGUGGCCAACGAGCUCGACAUCGACGUGCUGUGUCACAAGAUACUGGUCAACGUGGGCCUCCUGACGCAUGCCGACCGUGGUUCGCUGUUCCUGGUGAACGGACCGCCCUCGGGGAAGUAUCUGGUCGCCAAGCUGUUCGACGUAACGCAAAACACUCCACUAGACGAAGCCGUCCGGCGCGCCAAGCAGGACGAAAUCAUCAUUCCGUUCGGCGUUGGCAUUGCCGGUACCGUCGCACAAACGAACGAAACCAUCAACAUCAAGGAAGCGUACAAGGAUCCGCGCUUCAACAGCGAAAUCGACCAAAAGACCGGCUACAAAACGAACAUCAUCCUGUCCAUGCCGAUCUGCAACUAUGAGGGGCAGGUGAUUGGGGUGGCGCAGAUCAUUAACAAAACCAACGGAUCGCCCGAGUUUACCGAACGGGACGUGGAGAUAUUCCGUCGCUAUCUUACGUUCUGUGGCAUUGGCAUCCAGAAUGCACAGCUGUUUGAAAUGUCCGUCCAGGAGUACCGGCGCAAUCAGAUAUUGCUCAAUCUGGCCCGCAGCAUCUUCUCGGAGCAGAACAACCUGGAGUGCUUGGUGACGAAGAUUAUGACCGAGGCCCGCGAACUGCUCAAGUGCGAAAGGUGUGCCGUGUUUCUGCUCGAUCUCGACUGCGGCGAAGCGUGUGCAUGUUUAGAUGACGACUGCAAUCGAAACACGUUGAAGAACCAUCUCGAGCGGAUAUUGGAACGGCCGGAGAGAACUCAUCAAACCGUUUCGCGCCGCACCAGCCACAACGUGGACGUGGAGGAUGUGCUCCAGCAGCAGAACACGAUCUCGACCCGGUUCACGAUGAUAUUCGAGCUGGGCAGCAGUCAUCAAUCAUCGGCCAAUAUACUGCGACCGUCCGUGAGCGACCUGAACAGCUCCAUGCUGGCCCAGAUAGCGGAGUAUGUGGCUGCGACGGGCGAAACGCUCAACAUUAGCGACGUGCUCGAGUGGCUAAAGGAUAAGUCGAUCUGCCAGCGGCAAACGGUUGUACAGCAGGCCCCGGCAGCGGACGGUACGGUCGCUACGACCGACAGCUUCGACGAGACGCACAGUGUUAAAUCGAUACUGUGCAUGCCGAUCAUCAACGGUCAGAAGACGGUCAUCGGUGUCGCUCAACUAAUUAAUAAGCAAAAUGAUCUACAAUUUACCAACUGUGAUAUCUCCAUCUUCGAGGCGUUCGCCAUCUUCUGCGGGCUCGGCAUCCACAAUACGCAGAUGUACGAGAGUGCCUGCAAGCUGAUGGCCAAGCAGAAGGUCGCCCUCGAGUGUUUGUCGUACCAUGCAACCGCUAGUCAGGAUCAGACGCUGAAGCUGGUCAACGAUACCAUCCAAUCGGCCGAGGAGUACAAGCUGUAUAGUUUUAAGUUCAUCGACUUCGAUCUCGACGACGAUGACACAUGCCGGGCAGCGGUGCGGAUGUUUCUGCAAUGCAAUCUGGUUCAGCAAUUUCACAUUCCCUACGACGUCCUGUGCCGCUGGAUACUGAGCGUGCGGAAGAACUACCGUCCAGUGAAGUAUCACAACUGGCGCCACGCACUGAACGUGGCCCAGACCAUGUUUGCGAUGAUGAAAACCGGCAAGAUGGAACGCUUCAUGACGGAUCUGGAAAUUCUCGGCCUGCUCGUCGCCUGCCUCUGCCACGAUCUCGACCACCGGGGCACGAACAACGCAUUUCAAUCGAAAACCGACAGUCCGCUGGCCAUCCUGUACACGACCAGCACGAUGGAGCAUCACCAUUUCGAUCAGUGCGUCAUGAUACUAAAUUCCGAGGGUAACAACAUUUUCCAGGCACUGUCCCCGGAAGACUUUCGCACGGUGAUGAAAGUCGUCGAGACGGCCAUCCUGUCGACGGAUUUGGCGAUGUACUUCAAGAAGCGCAACCAGUUCCUGGAGCUGAUCGAGAACGGCGAGUUCGACUGGCAGAGCGAGGAGAAAAAAGAAAUCCUGUGCGGCAUGAUGAUGACGGCAUGCGAUGUGAGCGCCAUUGCGAAACCGUGGGAGGUUCAGCACCGGGUGGCCAAAUUAGUGGCGGACGAGUUUUUCGACCAAGGCGAUCUGGAGAAGCUACAGCUCAAUCAGCAACCCGUGGCGAUGAUGGAUCGCGAGCGCAAGGACGAGCUGCCCAAGAUGCAGGUCGGAUUCAUUGACGUCAUCUGUCUGCCGCUGUACAAGGUGCUGACGGAAGCGUUCCCCUGGAUCAGCCCACUGUACGAGGGUACGAUGGACAACCGACAACACUGGCACGAUCUGGCCGAGAAGGUGGAGAUGGGGCUGACCUGGAUCGAUCACGACACGAUCGACAAACCGGUGGAGGAGUUUGCCGCUGGCAAGGAACCGUUGGCCGACAUCGAGUUCACGGUAACGACGCUCAACUGUGCCCACCCGGAAGACAAAACCGAAACGACGCCCGUGCACGAGCGGAAGCCACGCUUCAGCAGCCUGCGCAAGACGGGUGCGCUUGGGAAGGCCGUCCGCAACAAGCUCUCCAAAUCGGUGCACCACAAUGCGCCGGCCACCGGUAGCGAGCGACCAUCGUCGAUUGUUUCCCAGCCCGGCAGUACCAAGAGCGGCACGGACGACGGCAUGCCAACACCGGUCGGUGGCGAUCACCCUGUGGUGGCGGCUGGACUGGAGACUAAGGAUCACGGCACCGAUCAGCACCACGAACAAGCGAUGUCGCACUCAGUCCCGGUGACACCGGGCAGCGGGAUGCCUCCGACACCGGUGCAGGACGGACCGGCGACACAGCCACCAAAGCAUCCCACCAAGCCGGUCAAGAAGCGCUCCAAGCUGUGCAUGCUGUUGUGACCCAAGUUUUACACCGACUCGUCGGAUGAUGCCGGCAGUGGCAGUGGAUCAGCCACCGACAGGGAGAACGCCGUCUAGAGCGUAUGUGUGUUUGUGUGUGUGAGAGAGCCGCAACGGUGAAGACGUAAGCCAUUUAGCUCAGACGCCGUCCUCCCGGACUUGACCGUAUUGUAGCGUUGUUUUUCGUGUUGUAGCGAAGAAAAAAAAACACAUUCCGUAAACCAGCGGAACAGUCAUGGGAAUCUGGAAAGGGGAAGCGACUGGAGAGGAGGUAAAACGAAUAAUCGGAUCGCUUUUUGGUCACGCUGUUUUAGCAUACACGAUACAAAUUUUCGAACAACCCUGUUGAUGCGGGGCUGUUUGGACACAAGGCUGUUAGUUCAAUGUUGGUUCUUAGUCCUAGUUUUUCCUAGUGUGAAAUUUGUAAUAGUUACGCUGUAGUUAUAAAUAUGCUCAAAAGAAAAUCCCAAAGAGUGUAAGGGCGGUGGACAUGUCUGGGAGUGGUUUGCAAAGGAAGGACAAGGAGAGCUUCCCCAGCCGGCCCAACCGGAUAGGAUACAUCUAAUGGUCAAUUUAGGAAACUUACCAUACAUAACACCACCAGGCAACGGUAGGACAGUAAAUUUGUUCCUGUCCUUACUUGUUAUGCAAAUGAGAAUAGGAAAGAGAAUGUGACGUGAAAAAAUUGAAGAAAAAAAAAAAACAUUCACACAACCCAACCUCCCACAGAAACCAAUUGGUGUUAGUAUCCGUGUGUGAGUGUCUGUUGCACUGUGUUGCAUGUUGAAUCCCGGGUCAGAGAAUGCAAAAACAAUCCCCCUCCUCCCUCUUCCCCAUCUGAAACAAACAUACAAAUGAACCGAGCCAGCGGUUUUCGGUCUGACAGGUUCUGGUGGCAGAACGAAAGUCCUAGUCAUUAGUGGUCGUUUCUAGCAUGCCAUGAUUUCGUAGAUAUUAAGCACUCAGUAUAAGUGUGUUUGAGAGAGAGAAAGAAAGAGAGAGAAUGAUAAGUACAGAAAGAGAGAUAGAGAGAAAAAGCUUACCACAUCCUUGGUGUACCGAAUUUUUGUCGGUGUAUUAGUGAUUGUGGUUGCUGUGGCAACACGAAUGUGACUGUGGUUCCCUUUUUCCCUGCAGCUUCUCUACCGGUUGUUGUGGGUUUCUGUGUGAAAAUUGAGACAGAGAGAGAGAGAGAGAGAGAUCGUUUUGCGUUGUUAUUCGUUAAGCUACAACAGACCAUAGCAGAUAGAUGUUAGAGUACAUUGAAACCAAAGCAAAAGUCGGUGUAGUUUGCUGUGAGCUGCGAAAGAGACAAACUCCAAAAAGGGUAGAACAAAACAUUGUCCAUACAAAGCACUGGACGGGAAUGUGUACCACUGCAAAGGUGGAAAACCGUCGCAGGACCAGACCGGCAAGUGAUGGUGCGAUUAUCGCUGGUUUGUAAGCUGGAAAAGCUCGUUGCAUGGAAUCGUUACGCUGAUGAACGCUUGCCGAUAAGAAUGUGAUGCGGGGAGACGGGCAGCGUAGCGGCGCCCCGUGCAGCCAACAAUCGUCCUUUAAUGCAGUCCCACCUAGUGGAAUGACACUAGCUCUUGUUUCCCCUAGCAAUACUACUAGCUCCGCACAUCGCGCUUUAUGCACUGGUGCUAUUGUUUUGUUUGCAGUUGUUGCGCUUUCUCGUCGUAAGGUUGAAAGCAUUUUACGCUAAGAGAGGAACGAAAGGACGAACCAGCAAGGUGGUUGGUGACGCUUUUGUUAGUAUUUCUUAGUUUACCAUUUUACUUUUCUCGUUUUUGUUCGCAUUGUUCGGAUGAUCUGUUGUACAUUUCAGGUUUAAAUGCUUGGUUGUGCUCUUUUAGGCGAGUGCUACUGAUUUUAGUAGAGCUUUUUUGAACGCAUUGUGCUAGUAGUUGGGUUUUCUACACCCGAAACAAUUCAAUCCAUUGUGUGGGAGAUAUGAAUGUGAAGUUUGGAGCAUGACUGUUAAGAAGAACAAGGUUAAAGUGUACGUUAAAUGGUGAAUCCAAAGCAUCUAUUGUUCUUUGUCGCUUGAUCGCUCCUGCAAAUUAUAAAACAAUCCACCAUGUAUCGUUGCGACUGAAAUUUGGAGACGUUUUGAAGCAAUUGUAUAGUUGAUCUAGGAUCUUCUUAGUAAAAAAAAAUACAGACAUGCCGGAAGCAUCAAACAUGUUAGUAGCAAGAAAAUAAAAAAAAAAACAUGUUGCUACCCUCCCAAAGAUGGUUUGUUAGAAAGUUUUUCAGCUGGCUUAGCAGAUGAUGGUGCUGAUAGAAAAAUCAAUCUAAACCGUAUGAAACGGCAUGCUAAACAAAUCAGUAAUUAUUAAAUGCGCGGAAAAUAGUACACUUUGCAUGUUCCAGUAAUAAUUAGCUGCUAAAAGAACAAAAACAAAACAAAAAAACAAAUACCGUGUCUUUGAUGGUUAGAAACAUUUUUGUGAUUAUAUAUCGAUAUACUUUUUUGUGAUGCAGCAAACUUCAGUCCAUGCAUGGAGACAAGAGCGUACGAAAGGGUACGGAACACUCCUAUCGGCGAAAGGCAAGAGCAAUGCAGCGAAAGAGAGAAGAAAAAAUAUUGUAAGCACUGAAUAAUA
Anopheles coluzzii is the source of this 7836-nucleotide messenger RNA. RefSeq names its product cGMP-specific 3',5'-cyclic phosphodiesterase. The transcript has 16 exons. Gene Ontology annotation, biological process: signal transduction. Gene Ontology annotation, molecular function: 3',5'-cyclic-nucleotide phosphodiesterase activity; protein binding. Lineage: Eukaryota; Metazoa; Arthropoda; Insecta; Diptera; Culicidae. The record is from RefSeq and is a predicted model, not a curated record. Bases 1688 to 5224 code for a protein of 1178 amino acids.